Messenger RNA from Sebastes umbrosus (honeycomb rockfish), 3474 nucleotides. It is a transcript of the gene sh2b1, whose product is annotated as SH2B adaptor protein 1. Gene Ontology annotation, cellular component: plasma membrane. Gene Ontology annotation, molecular function: transmembrane receptor protein tyrosine kinase adaptor activity. Lineage: Eukaryota; Metazoa; Chordata; Actinopteri; Perciformes; Sebastidae. Gene Ontology annotation, biological process: intracellular signal transduction. The transcript is spliced from 10 exons. The record is from RefSeq and is a predicted model, not a curated record. Bases 694 to 3330 code for a protein of 878 amino acids.
UGAACUUCCCGCUCGUUCUUCCGGUUCACAGUUUUUUGAGUUUUUCCUUAAAAUCACGUUUUUACUCUUUUUUUGUAACAGCAGCUGUCAACGACCUGACGACCUGAACUAUCGCGAGACUGAGUCAGAGAGCGAGAGUAGAGGACGGGUUCAGGCUGAUAGCAACAUUACUCACUGAUCAGCAACAACAACAACCUCUAACAUCAGUAUUCAUCUGUUAUUAUACUAUCAUGAUGAUGAACUGUGAGCCAGGACUCACCACAGAGACACGGAGGAACUCACUGGACUGAGAUAUACAGGAUGUGGCCACGUUUCUCUGGAUGUCUGACAGACAGUGAAGAAGGGGCACACCUUGUGAAUCCCACACAUCUUACCUCCUCUAUCCAUCCAUCUACUGGCUGUCUCAGUCCCACAUGUUCUUGUUGAAAACGUAUUUAAAUUCACAAAAUAAUGUAGCAGAAAGCUUCGCCUCGGAGAUAUUUGACCUCUUUUAACCCCAUCCUGCAUGGGUCCGGUGCAUUUUAAGUCUUUAUUUUUAGAUGGGGCUGAGCACAACACUUAAGUUCACACUCAUUUGUAAAUUAUUAGACCAAUGUGCCGUGUUUGCCCCCAGUCAGUCCCCCCAGCUGUGCAAUCACUUCAGCUUUCUGUUGUAUGUUUGAAGUGAUUUGAUCGACCAUCAAGCCAAUCAGAAUGAACGGCUCUCUUUUAACCCCGCCCAGCCCGAGGGCGGCAAACUCCUCUCCGUUACCCCCCUCGCCCUCCCCAUCUCCGUCCCCUCCGUCUCCCUCCAUGCUGCCCCUGUCCCCCCGGCCGCCUCCUCUGCCCCCUCUGGUGAGCCCACCAACCCAGGCUCACCCGUCCUCCCUGUCAGAUACCCCCACGCCGUCCCCCUCGCCAUGCCUGAGCUGGACCGAAUUCUGUGAGCUCCAUGCCCGCGUUGCAGCCGGUGACUUUGCACGCCACUUUCGGGCUUUUCUCCUGGAAAACCCCCACUACUCUUCAGACUCAGCGACCGCCUUCUGCCGGCGCUUCACCGACCGCUUCGUCCGUCACUUCCAGAGUGAGCUGGAGGGGGCGCUCCCGCAGAGCUGUGCUUCUGGGAGGGACGACAUGGCGAGCUGGGCUCCCCAGUCAGAUGCUACUUCCCUGGAAGAGGAAGCGGUUUCGCCCCUGUCGGCGUCUGGGGGCGCUAUCCUCCCGUGUCCCCCGAUUAACACGACACGGGUCUUAUCGAAGCCUGCGCCGGCACGGCUGGUGCUGGAGAACCGCAGUGGGGACAGGUUUCAAGAUUCUUACGCCCACGGCCAAGUCCUGCCUCCAUCUUCAUCAUCGUCAUGUUGCUCCUCAGUGGGAGGGAACAACGGCCGGCGUGAGGAGAGGGGGGCUAUGAUGGCCCCUGGGAAUGGGGAAGCACCAGUUGAGGAAGAGGAGGACAGCUGGUUAGGGGUAGCGUCUGUGGGGGAAGACGUAGAGCCAGAAGAGCGGGAGGCAGAGUCUGCAGAGGUGGACAGCGCCGACCCGUCCUACACUCCUCAGAUUCCACCCUCGGCCUCUCCUCCACCUGGCUCCAAAGGUAACGGCACGCCCAACUCCAAAAACAAACUGAAGAAACGCUUCUCUCUGCGGAGCGUGGGUCGCAGUGUGCGGGGGAGCGUCCGGGGCAUCCUGCACUGGCGGAGCUCGUCCAGUGACUCGGCCCAGAGCCAGCUGCCCUCCAGCUACAGCUACACGAUGGGCGUGCAGGACGCCACCUUGGUUUCAACCUCAAAGAGGAACUCUGGUACGCAGCCUCCUACACCCACCUCCUCCAUGCCUGUUUCCCUGUCCAUGCCCCUCUCCCUUCCCCACUCCUCCUCCUCCUCGCUGCCGCCCUCAUCUUCAAGCAGCGCCACCUCUCUGUCUCUUUCGGAGGCUGCUCGGGAUCGGCGGCGGAGCAACGGCGAAGGAGGCGAGAAGGAGAAGUGGAGCCAUCGUCUCGAGAAACUCAGACUAUCGCGAUCCCCUCCUCCUGUCCUCACCCCGACAGCCGCCGGCCCUCACUCCGCCUCCUCCACGCUGCCUCCGAGCAGUGCCGCCGCCGCCGCCAUGGGACCUCCGAGGAAGGUGGGCCGGUUGGUGCGAGAGGGCGGAGUGAGCGUCAGCUCUUCCAGCGACGAGUUGAGCGCAAGCCACGGCUUUUCCGGCUUUUCGUUCGGUCUCCUGCAUCACGGUACGGACAACAACAAUGCCGCCUCGGCUUCGUCUGCUGCAGCUCAGGCCGGCGCGGUGCAGCCGCUGGCCAGCGGAGGGAACGUGCCCUGGAGAGGAGGACGCUGGCACAAGUGUCGUCUGGUCCUCAAAGAGAGGGACCGAGAAGGUGGCGAGCGGGGAGAGGAGUACUACUUGGAAUUCUUCAUUCCACCUAAAUCAUCGAAGCCCCGGCUGACGGUCCCUUGCUGCUCCAUCGCGGAUGUGAGGAGCACCACAGCGCUGGAGGUCCCCGAUAAGGAGAACACCUUUCUGCUGCAGCUGGACGGCUCAGCGCAGUACGUGAUCGAGACCCGUGACGCAGUGCAGAUGAGAGCCUGGCUGAGUGACAUCAGGAACGGCAUCUGUCUCAGUGAACAGGAAGAUCCUGAAGGUGUGUGCGUGGGGCCGUUGGACAUCAGCGGGACGCCUGAGACUGUUGACCGUCUGUCACAAGUGUGUUACGGAGGUAUUGGAGGCUCCUCGCCUCUGAUGGAUCCCCUCCCACCGGAGCUGCCACCUCGAGCCCCUCUCGACGAACCAGACAGCCGGGGCGGGGUUAGCCUCGGCACCCCUUUCGCUGAGACGCCAGACGCCACAGGCUCCUUCCUGUUCUCUGAGGUGAUCACCGCCGAGGCUGUGGAGCACCCGCUCAGCGAGUGUCAGUGGUUCCACGGCACGCUGUCCCGUCUCAAAGCUGCUCAGCUGGUGUUGGCUGGAGGCCCGGCGAGCCACGGCGUCUUCCUUGUUCGCCAGAGCGAGACACGGCGCGGGGAAUACGUCCUUACCUUUAACUUCCAGGGCAAGGCCAAGCACCUCCGUCUGUCCCUGAACGAGGACGGUCAGUGCCGAGUGCAGCACCUUUGGUUCCAGUCAAUCUUCGACAUGCUGGAGCACUUCCGGGUGCACCCGAUCCCCCUGGAGUCCGGCGGCGCCUCGGACGUCACGCUCAUCAGCUUCGUGGGUGCCACCGCUGUUCGCCAGCCAGGCCGAGACAGAGCAGGCAGUCGGCCUACAGUCUGUGAUGUCAUCACCACGCGCCAUCCUGACUCUCCAUCAACCCCCAUCUCUGACUGUGUACUUGACCAGCAGACCCCGUAGCCCACCUCAGCCUCCUCCGCUGCCGCCGGGCCGCCCGCCGCCCCCGACUCCUCCCCAGGAGAGAGGAGGAAACGAGACGGAGGGUGGAGGAGGAGGAGGAGGAGGAGGAGGAGCAGCAGCAGCAGGAGGAGGAGCAGCAGCAGG